UGAGAAUUGUGUAUGGUAAGAGGUGCAUUGCGCUCUUUGCGGCGAAAACGUGAGUGGAAGGGGGUGAAACUUAAAAAUGGACGGGAGAAAGGGAGAAGGUAAAGGUAAGGCUGAGCUGAUAAUGGCAGCCGAUAAAAAUGAAGGGUUCCCUUCCAUUGAGAGCGUUCUCCCUAAGGCAGUGAAGAGGAGGGUUCACGCCCUGAAGAAAAUGCAGCUGCAGUGCGCUCACAUUGAGGCCAAGUUCUACGGGGAAAUCCACGAGCUAGAGAGGAAGUACGCCGCUCUCUACCAGCCACUGUUUGACAAGAGACGAACCGUGGUGACCGGAGCAGUGGAACCCACAGAUGAAGAGUGUGAAUGGCACAGUGACAGAGAGGAAGAUGAAGAUCUGACGGAGGGGCUAAAGAAGAAGGCUGUACUGGAGGAGAAGAGUGAACUUGGAGAGGCCCCCAAGGGCAUCCCAGAGUUCUGGCUCACCAUCUUCCGGAACGUUCCCAUGCUCAGCGAGAUGCUUCAGGAACACGACGAUCCAAUUCUGAAGCACCUGCAGGAUAUCACUGUGAAGUUUUCUGAACCUGGACAGUCAAUGAGCUUCACACUGGAGUUCCACUUUGAGCCCAACAGCUACUUCAGCAACACAGUCCUCACCAAGCUGUACAAGAUGAAGGCUGAGCCCGAUGCUGCAGACCCCUUCUCCUUUGAGGGCACUGAGAUAGUGGACUGCGAGGGAUGCCAGAUCUGCUGGCAGAAAGGCAAAGAUGUGACGGUGAAAACCAUCAAGAAGAAGCAGAAGCACAAGGGCAGGGGCACCACGCGCACCGUCACCAAGCAGAUGCCACAGGACUCCUUCUUCAACUUCUUCAACCCCAUCAAAGAAACAUCUGGAGAUAGUGAAGUGGAUGAGGACUUGGACUUCACUCUCGCCGCAGAUUUUGAAGUUGGCCAUUUCUUCCGUGAGAGAAUAGUCCCGAGAGCCGUCCUGUACUUCACCGGAGAGGCCAUGGAGGAAGACAUGAGCUGCGAUGAGGAGGAGUACGAGGAGGGAGAUGAGGAGCAAGAUGAAGAAGGCGAUGACGAUGAUGACGAUGACGAUGACCCCAAGGCAUAGUCCUCUCUCCCUUCAUGCGUUUCUAGACAGACGAGCCCCAGCCUGCUGAGUGCAAGCAGCAGUAAGGUGCAGAUUGGACCGUUGAGCCGUCCAUCAAACUGGCCCCCUUCCCCGUGAUACAGCAGGAUCUUGUCCUUCCGCAGGAGGCGGUCCCUACCAACCCCCCAAAAAUGCAUCAGCAAGCCAAACACUGUUCAGAAAUAUGUAACUGUGUCUAUAUUUAUGUUUAUUUGUUGUUGUUGUUUAUUGUCUUUUAAAAUGUGCUUUUGUACAAGGGUGACCCUGCGUUCAGACCCACCAUCCACAGUUUGUGCUGAAAAUGUGUAAACAGGUGUGAAAAGCCUAUGUGACACUGGGAUUCCUGUCAAAUUACCACUUCUGAAAUCCUUCCAUUUCAGACAUAUCUCUUUCUCAGGGUCUUUUACACCAGUUCAAGCAGAACUGAACCCAAAGAUGGUUCCAAAAAUGUUAUUGUCUCUCGUUCUUUGUCUGUGUUGCAGUAUCUAUUUAAAGAAAGGUGUUUUUUGAGUUGUUGUUUCCCUUUCCCAGUGCCGGUGGCCCACAGUCGGCGACAGUAUGAUGCGUUGUGUGGAAAGACGCAUCAGCUGUUGAGUUUUGCCUUUGCCUUUGCUUAGCCAGGCUCAGUGAUAUCUGUGUGCUGCCUAAUUGUAUCUCUAAAAUAACAAUGAUAAAUUAGAGCGUUUUUUUGAAUUGUAUUGUAAUUGUAUGUUUUUGUUAGUUAGUUUUUUAACACACUCUCAUAUAGAGUAGAUGUGUCAGAGUUAUGAUGAGUUUGACACUUUAAAGGGCAAUAUUUUUGUCAUAGUCAAGAUGUGCUGUCUACGCUCAUCUGUGUCGUCAUCAUGGCAAUGUUUUGGUUUCAUGCUAUCCUGCACAGGAAGUAAUUGUGGAGAUCGAGACCCUGCCCACCUGUGUCUGUCUAACAUUCAACAAUAAUACGCUGCCAGGAAGUCAGAGGUUACCUCAUGAAUGCCUUUGACCUUGGGUUGUCGAGUUCUGUUACUGCGCUUGUGGUGGUGAAUUCACUCAUAUGCAUGUCUGCCUGAAAUGCACAGUGACUAUGGGAGAGUAAAUCUGGCUCUUGGUCGGCAGGUAGUUGGGCAGAUCUCUUCAUACCAUAACAAACUCAUUUGUGACCAUGAACUAGCAAUGGCCUUAGCUGUUUCCUCUCAAAUUUGUUACGUAAUGUUAUUUUUUUAGUUUAUACUGACAAGUCAUACAACUAUAUUCAAUAAAGUUUAAAGUUGUGCAAAA
Messenger RNA from Clupea harengus (Atlantic herring), 2383 nucleotides. RefSeq names its product nucleosome assembly protein 1-like 4a (gene nap1l4a). Gene Ontology annotation, cellular component: nucleus. The record is from RefSeq and is a predicted model, not a curated record. Gene Ontology annotation, biological process: nucleosome assembly. Lineage: Eukaryota; Metazoa; Chordata; Actinopteri; Clupeiformes; Clupeidae.